Messenger RNA from Ochotona curzoniae (black-lipped pika), 4093 nucleotides. RefSeq names its product cell cycle associated protein 1 (gene CAPRIN1). The record is from RefSeq and is a predicted model, not a curated record. Gene Ontology annotation, cellular component: cytoplasm. Gene Ontology annotation, molecular function: RNA binding. Bases 223 to 2349 code for a protein of 708 amino acids. The transcript has 19 exons. Lineage: Eukaryota; Metazoa; Chordata; Mammalia; Lagomorpha; Ochotonidae.
CAGCCCCGCUCGCACGUCGCCCGCCCCCCGCGCCCUAGAGGGCCGGCUAAGUCCCUCCCGCUGCCGGCUCUCGCCUCACUAGGAGCGGCUGUCGGUGCGGCGGGCACAGGGCACAGCGGCCUUGCGCCCACGGAACGCGCGACAUUGCCCGGAACACACCGCCACCCCUUUGCCCCCCUUAGCGGCCCACUCGAGAUCUCCAGCGGCCUCCACGCGCGCACGAUGCCCUCGGCUACCAGCCACAGCGGAAGCGGCAGCAAGUCGUCGGGACCCCCGCCGCCGCCGUCGGGUUCCUCCGGGAGUGAGGCGGGGGCCGCGGCCACGGCGCCGGCUGCUCAGCACCCUGCCACCGGCACCGGCGCCGUCCAGACCGAGGCCAUGAAGCAGAUUCUCGGGGUGAUCGACAAGAAACUUCGGAACCUGGAGAAGAAAAAGGGCAAGCUGGAUGAUUACCAGGAACGAAUGAUCAAAGGGGAAAGACUUAAUCAAGAUCAGCUGGAUGCCGUAUCCAAGUACCAGGAAGUCACAAAUAACUUGGAGUUUGCAAAAGAAUUGCAAAGGAGCUUCAUGGCAUUAAGUCAGGAUAUUCAGAAAACGAUAAAGAAGACAGCUCGUCGGGAGCAGCUUAUGAGAGAAGAAGCUGAACAAAAACGUUUAAAAACUGUACUUGAACUGCAAUAUGUUUUGGACAAAUUGGGUGAUGAUGAAGUGCGAACUGACUUGAAACAAGGUUUGAAUGGAGUGCCAAUACUUUCUGAAGAGGAAUUGUCACUAUUGGAUGAAUUUUAUAAGUUGGUAGACCCUGAACGAGACAUGAGCUUGAGGUUGAACGAACAGUAUGAACAUGCCUCUGUUCACUUGUGGGACUUGCUGGAGGGGAAAGAAAAAUCUGUGUGUGGAACAACUUAUAAAGCUUUAAAAGAAAUUGUUGAGCGUGUUUUUCAGUCCAACUAUUUUGACAGCACCCACAACCACCAGAAUGGGCUGUGUGAGGAAGAAGAGGCAGCCUCAGCACCUCCAGCUGAAGACCAAGUGACUGAAGCUGAACCUGAGCCAACAGAAGAAUACGCUGAACAAAGUGAAGUUGAAUCAACAGAGUAUGUAAAUAGACAAUUUAUGGCAGAAACACAGUUCAGCAGUGGUGAAAAGGAGCAGGUAGAUGAGUGGACAGUUGAAACAGUCGAGGUGGUGAAUUCACUCCAGCAGCAACCCCAGGCUGCAUCUCCUUCAGUACCAGAGACGCAUUCUUUGGCUCCUGUGGCUCAGGCCGACCCCCUUGUGAGAAGACAGCGAGUACAGGAUCUGAUGGCACAGAUGCAGGGGCCCUAUAAUUUCAUACAGGAUUCAAUGCUGGAUUUUGAGAACCAGACACUUGAUCCUGCUAUUGUAUCUGCACAGCCUAUGAAUCCAACGCAAAGCAUGGACAUGCCCCAGCUCGUCUGCCCUCCUGUUCAUUCUGAAUCUAGACUUGCUCAACCUAAUCAGGUUCCUGUACAGCCAGAAGCCACACAGGUUCCUUUGGUUUCAUCCACAAGUGAGGGAUACACUGCCUCUCAGCCCUUGUAUCAGCCUUCUCAUGCUGCAGAACAGCGGCCACAGAAGGAACCAAUUGAUCAGAUUCAGGCAACGAUUUCUUUAAAUGCCGAUCAGACUACAGCAUCAUCGUCCCUUCCUGCUGCUUCUCAGCCUCAGGUGUUCCAGGCUGGGACAAGCAAGCCUUUGCAUAGCAGUGGGAUCAAUGUGAACGCAGCUCCAUUCCAGUCCAUGCAAACGGUGUUCAAUAUGAAUGCUCCCGUGCCUCCUGUUAACGAACCAGAAACUUUAAAACAACAAAACCAAUACCAAGCCAGUUACAACCAGAGCUUUUCCAGUCAGCCUCACCAAGUGGAACAAACAGAGCUCCAGCAAGAACAGCUUCAAACAGUGGUUGGCCCUUACCAUGGUUCCCAGGACCAGCCUCAUCAGGUGACAGGCAACCACCAGCAGCCCCCACAGCAGAACAGUGGAUUUCCACGGAACAAUCAGCCGUACUACAACAGUCGUGGUGUGUCUCGUGGAGGCUCCCGUGGUGCUAGAGGAUUGAUGAAUGGAUACCGGGGCCCUGCCAAUGGAUUCAGAGGAGGAUAUGAUGGUUACCGCCCUUCAUUCUCUAACACUCCUAACACUGGUUACACACAGUCUCAGUUCAGUGCUCCCCGGGACUACUCUGGUUAUCAGCGGGAUGGAUAUCAGCAGAAUUUCAAGCGAGGCUCUGGGCAGAGUGGACCACGGGGAGCCCCACGAGGUCGUGGAGGGCCCCCAAGACCCAACAGAGGGAUGCCGCAAAUGAACACUCAGCAAGUGAAUUAAACUGAUUCACAGGAUUAUGUUUAAUCGCCAAAAACACACUGGCCAAUGUACCAUAAUAUGUUACCAGAAGAGUUAUUAUCUAUUUGUUCUCCCUUUCAGGAAACGUUGUAAAGGGACUGUUUUCAUCCCAUAAAGACAGGACUACAAUUGUCAGCUUUGUAUUACCUGGAUAUGGAAGGAAACUAUUUUUACUCUGCAUGUUCUGUCCUAAGCGUCAUCUUGAGCCUUGCACAUGAUACUCAGAUUCCUCACCUUUGCUUAGGAGUAAAACAUAUACAUGAUGGGGUGAUAUCUCCAUAGUUAUUUGAAGUGGCUUAGAAAAACAAGUUUGGCUUUUUGGACAUGGGAUAAAAUAUACAUAUCAGCCCUAGAAAUAAUUGAAUGGUAAUUGACAAAACUAAAAUAUUUUCUUUGAAAGGAAGAUAGAAGGAGUGGAAUGUGGUUUGACAGAACAGCUGCAUUUCACAGCUUUUCCUGUUCAAUUGCAGCAUUAAAUGUUUAGAUGCAUAGCAAAUUAUGCAUGGGCCCUUACUCACACUUGUAAGACUGGCUUCCAGCUUUGACACAGUUUUCAUUAUUCAUCUGGCCAAGCGAGUGGUUAUAAACAUAUAAAAUGCUUUAUAAUAGCUGAUAUUGUAUAAGACAGAUACAAAUAUAAAUUAGGUUCUGAUUGGCAUUUUGAAAAUACACAACGAGUAUGGGAUAUAAUCUGGAUGGCCGCUUCUGUACUUAAUGUGAAGUAUUUAGAAACCUUUUUGAACAUUUAACAGUUUCUUGGAGACAAUGGCCUUUGUAAGGAUUGGUAGUACAUCAUUCCUUAUGACAUGUACAUUGUCUGUCACUAAUCCUUGAUAUUGAUGUAUUGUCACCUAAAUUGGUACAGGUAUUGAUGAAAGUUUCUAAUGGAUAAUCAUAGUACUCUUGGUCACAUGGUUUUCCUGCAGCUUGAACGUUUUUAAAAGAUACCAAAUGCCUGCUGCUAUCACCCUUUUAAAAUUGCUAUCUUUUGAAAAGCACCAGUAUGUGUUUUAGAUUGAUUUCCCUGUUUAAGGGAAAUGACAGUAGUUCCAGUUCUGAUGGUAUAAGCAAAACAAAUAAAACAUGUUUAUCAAAGUUGCAUCUGGAAACGCUGGUGUUCAACAGUUAGCACCUUUUAUGAUUCAUCACAUGUAUUGUUAGUGUCACAAGUUUAUAUGGCUAUCUCCAGCAGCUACUUCUAUAGUAGUUGCACUUACUGUUUCUCUAAUUUACCCCUAAUUCUCCUUUUAUCACAAAGGCAUAUAUAUUCAAAGUGGAGGUAUUGUCCCUUAGAUGUAUAGGGGAGCUUAAGUUCAGUGAAGACAGGGCAGUGACGUAGCCACAUGUACCAUGUUGGAAUUUGUGCUAGCAGUCUGAGCACUAGUUCUGUGUGCCUCUGAACUUAAUGCUGUUUGUUGUCCCUUUCCACUUUGUUGUGGGGAAUCAGUUCCACCAAUGAAGCAAAGGCUACGGAGUUAAUUUUCUGUGCAGAAGUUAAAUUUUGUUUUCAGCCUUUAGCUAUGGGAUUUUUCCAGUAGGUGCUCAGCUACUUACAAACAAAGCUAUUCUCAUUCAUCAUUAGACAACUGGAGUUUUUCUGGUUUUGUAACCUGAUAAAAUGGACAGGCUGUUGAACAUUCCACAUUCAAAAAUUUUGUAGGGUGGUGGGAAAUGGGGAUUCUUCAAUGUUUAUUUUAAAAUAAAAUAAAAUAAGUUCUUGACUUUC